This is a messenger RNA of Neoarthrinium moseri, 2670 nucleotides long. RefSeq lists its product as uncharacterized. The transcript is spliced from 2 exons. NCBI's taxonomy places the organism in Eukaryota, Fungi, Ascomycota, Sordariomycetes, Amphisphaeriales, Apiosporaceae. The record is from RefSeq and is a predicted model, not a curated record. The coding region runs from base 1 to 2670 and encodes 889 amino acids.
AUGGCCGCCCGAUCCCCGCUGCCGCACCACCCGUCUAAUAACCACCGGCCCUCCUCCCUCGAGCGCACUGCCUCCAAUCCCACCGCCGCCUCCAACCCAAACAACCCAAACAACCCGUCCGCCGGCUACUUCCAGUAUCACCAGCCCAACGUCAACCAGCCCCCACCCCAGAGGACCGCUGCCGUCGACCAGGAGACGCUGUCCAACACCCUCGCCAACUCCCAGCUCGCAUCCCCCGCCAACGAGGCCAUCCAGCCGCCCGCCCGCCCGCCAAAGUUCACCGAGGAGUGGGAUGCCAGCGUGAGAGGAAGCUCCAUCAUCGACUACCCGGCCUCUCAUCGCCCCGCCAUGCAGCGCUCCAGCUCCAUAUCCUCGCGGCCCGAGGUCCUCACCACCGCCGCCGGCACCACCAACAACAACAGCACCAUCACCACUGGCGAUGGCGUGCCCACCGCCGGCGGCAUCUCCCUCUCCAGGGGCAAUACCCUCAAGAAGAAGGGCUCCCUGCGCCGGAGCGGCAGCAGGACGGGCAGCCUCCGGAGGAGCAGCAGUCGCCGCAGCAUGAAGGCCGGCAGUGUCCGGAGUCUGGCCCUGCAGAGCACCCACGACCCGGAGGAGACCCAGAGCGUCUUCUACUGCCCCGUGCCCACCUCGGGGAACCCCUGCGAGGUCCUGUCCAACCGCUUCCAGCUCUGGCGCAAGAUCCUGAAGGAUCUCAUCACCUGCUUCAGGGAGAUCCAGUCGCACUACGAGCACCGCAGCAAGUCUCUGCUGAAGCUGGCCAACGUCCUGAACAACACCACCACCCCGCCGGGCUUCCUGGCCUCCGGUGGGCUCGACGACGCGCUCCAGAUCCUGCGGAGCCACAACAAGGCAGCCGUUCUCGAGGCCAACAAGGCUCGCGAGAUCGAGGAGGAUGUCAUAUUGGCGCUGACGGGGCUGCGCAGCGAUCUUGGCCAGAAGAUGAAGGAGAUCAAGAGCUUGUCCGGUGACUUCAAGAACUCGGUGGACAAGGAGAUCGACACCACGCGGAAAGCCGUCAAUGCGCUCCAGGAGAUCCUGGGCCAGUCCGAGCUGGACUCGUCUCUGACGACGGGAAAGCAGGACCCCUACCUGUUGAGGCUGGCCGUCGAUCGCCAGGUCGAGCGCCAGAUCGACGAGGAGAACUACCUCCACCAAGCCUACCUGAACCUCGAGUCCUCGGGGCGCGAGCUAGAGGCCAUUGUCGUCGGUGAGAUCCAGAAGUCAUAUAACGCAUACGCUGGCAUCCUGAAGCGGGAAUCCGACGCGGCUUACAACACGAUUGACGAGCUCCGCGCGGGCCCCAUCGCAAUGCCCAAGGACCACGAGUGGAUUGCCUUCGUGCAGCGGGAUACUCAGUUUGUCGAUCCCGAGAUUCCCAUCCGCGCGGCCGAAUACCUUCACUACCCUGGCCGAGAUCACUACGCCUGCCAGGAGAUCAGGGCAGGCUUGCUGGAGCGCAAGAGCAAGUACCUGAAGAGCUACACAGCAGGAUGGUAUGUCCUUUCGCCGACUCACCUGCACGAAUUCAAGAGCGCAGACAAGACUGGCUCCCCCGUCAUGUCUCUUUACCUCCCAGAGCAGAAGGUGGGGUCGCACUCCACCGAAGGCGGCUCUUCGAACAAGUUUAUCCUCAAGGGCAGACAGACCGGUUCCAUGCACCGUGGACACACCUGGGUCUUCCGCGCCGAGAGCCACGACACGAUGAUGGCCUGGUACGAAGAUAUCAAGGCAUUGACAGAGAAGUCGCCCGAGGAGCGCAGCAACUUCGUGCGCGGCCACGCCCGGACCUUGUCCCGUUCUUCGCAGCGCUCCAUCUCCAGCGAUGGCAUGGUGGAUGACGAAGACGACGAGCCCUUCGUCUCGCAGGAGCGCGCCUCCGCCGUUGUUUCCACACCAGGGUCCCGGCACGAGUCUGUUGCCCGCCCCCAGCCUGGCGGUCGAUUCCCGUCCGAUCUCCAGGUCAACGCCCAGCGCGGCUUGGAGGUGCCUCUCUCCCCCAGCAGCCAGAGCUCUGGUUUUUUAGACAACAGUGAGUAUGCCAUGCGAGGUGGGAUAGCAAACGGUAACACAGUAAGCGACUACGAGGCAAUAGCGGCCGCAGGUGCGUUGCCCGGUAGUGGUGUGGGCGAGCCGUACCAGGAGCACCUCGGCUUGCAACCGGUUGGUCAAAAGUAUGGCAAUACCCCGAGCGUCAACAUGGAUACCGCACCCAGCUACGCGACCAUGAUCCACCAUGAGGCCGCACAAGAUGGCGUCAACCCCUACAGCGGGGAACCUGUCAACGUUCAGCGAAGCCAGUCACACCGAUUCUCGAACGCUCCCAUUGUGGUGGCAGGUCCCGCUCACGUCGGUGAGACUCAGACUAGAGAUCUGAGUCAAGAUUCAGGUAAUGCCAGCUCCUACCAGGCCGUGAAUGGCCAGCCCUCGUAUGCGGCCGGCGUCACCGCGGUGGAUUACGCCGUCCCCAAGAGGGAGUAUCCGCAGACGGCCAAUGGUCAUGGGAACGGAUAUGCAAAACACGGUGAUGGAGUGGCAUAUACGCAAAAUGGUCGUGCUCGUCCAACGGGUUCCCGAAUGGACAGCACACCACAUGUCCCUGGCGAAUACCCACGCGGCACCCCUGCCCAGACACCAAGCGCCGCCUAG